This is a messenger RNA of Oncorhynchus tshawytscha (Chinook salmon), 872 nucleotides long. Its product is annotated as B-cell antigen receptor complex-associated protein alpha chain. Gene Ontology annotation, cellular component: external side of plasma membrane; B cell receptor complex. The transcript has 5 exons. NCBI's taxonomy places the organism in Eukaryota, Metazoa, Chordata, Actinopteri, Salmoniformes, Salmonidae. Bases 118 to 813 code for a protein of 231 amino acids. The record is from RefSeq and is a predicted model, not a curated record. Gene Ontology annotation, biological process: B cell differentiation; B cell receptor signaling pathway.
UUCACAAGACAACUGGGUAGAAGUGUAUAGCUGUGUUGAACGGCACAACACUCAAAAUAACAAAGGCUUUUUAUAAUCUGCAACGACUGGCAACCAAUAUAAAACACAGUGAAGAGGAUGGUGGCCGUGACAUUCUUGUUCCUCUGCUUCUGGGCUGCAGGUGACCUCAGCCGUAUCCAAGUUACUCAGGAGCCAGACAGGCCCUCUCUGAAGGUGCAGCUCUCUCACACCGCCUCCCUGCGCUGCUGCUACUCAGUCACAGGGGGAGCCGUGGACACCACCUGGGUCACCAGCCCCCACAUGGUCAACGGCAUUCUUCGGGGAGUGGACUGUAGAGACAACCGUGUGACGGUGGAUGGGGGGAACCUAACGGCAGCAGGGGUCAUGUGUCACACACUCAUCCUGAGGGAGGUCCGUCUGAACGACACAGGGUUGUACCAGUGUUUCCUCAACCACAGCGCCCUGCAGCCCUCUGUAUAUACCCACGGCACCUUCCUGCAUGUCUACAGGCCAAUGGUGAAGAUUCUGGACAUCAGUGAAAGCACCAAGAACAGCAUCCUGACUGCUGAGGGAAUGUUACUGAUGGUGGCAGUGCUUCUGCAUGGUACCAUGAUGCUCUGUAAGACGAAAAAACUCAAUCAACUGAAGAAGAAAAGGGUCAAAGAGGAAGAGGAGAAUAUCUAUGAGGGUCUAAAUCUGGAGGAAUGCUGCUCCACAUAUGAUCAGAUCCAGCGCUCUCUGGUGCAGGGCCCCUACCAAGACGUGGGAAACAUGAUUAUGGAGGAGGAGGAAAUCCAACUGGAGAAGCCUUGAAUGAGAGGGGGAUGAAGAGAGAGGGUAGGAGAAGCCUUGAAUGAGAGGGGGAAGGAAGG